Eucalyptus grandis is the source of this 981-nucleotide messenger RNA. RefSeq names its product 54S ribosomal protein L51, mitochondrial. The record is from RefSeq and is a predicted model, not a curated record. Gene Ontology annotation, molecular function: structural constituent of ribosome. The coding region runs from base 161 to 520 and encodes 119 amino acids. NCBI's taxonomy places the organism in Eukaryota, Viridiplantae, Streptophyta, Magnoliopsida, Myrtales, Myrtaceae. Gene Ontology annotation, biological process: mitochondrial translation. Gene Ontology annotation, cellular component: mitochondrial large ribosomal subunit. The transcript is spliced from 4 exons.
UAUUAGGGCAAAAACCCAAAAUCCCCCAAACCCCUCCUUUCCCAAACCCCUGUGCUCUCUCUCUCUCUCUCUCUCUCUCUCCGUCGCUGCACGUCGAGCUUGGUACGAGCAGAGCCGCGAAGCAGAGAGGUGAAAUCCGGCUCUUUUUUGGGUUCCUCAGAUGGCUUUGAGGGGCGUCUGGCAGCUCCAGAAGCUGAUUGUAAGCUAUUGCAACUGGGGAGGAAGUAGCCGCGGCAUGAGGGCAUUUAUGGAGUCUCAUCUGCCAGCAUUUAAGGAGGUUAACCCUCAGUUAGAAGUUGCCACUGAACUCAUUCGUGGCCAGCAUCCACAUCUGAAGGCCUUUUAUAAGAACAAGAACCAGCGGGUGAUAUGCGUGAAGAAUAUGAGCCCUGAGGACAUCCUCCUACAUGCAACCAGGUUAAGGAAUGCACUGGGAAGAAAAGUUGUGAAGCUGAAGACGAGACAUGUGACAAAGCAUCCCAGUGUGCAGGGUACGUGGACGACUGCUGUCAAGUUUUGAGCUGCGAAAUAACCGGUUAAAGAUUUCUGAUUUGGAGUACUGCGGCAUACGUUGUAAUUUUGCGAUCGAUGACCUCAUGUCGGGUCCAUUUAAAGCACAAGUUGUUGUCAUGGUUUAGAGGCUAUAAAUUCCAUUAAAUAGGACUGCAGCAGCUUUCACUUCGUGGUUGGUGCAUUUUUCAUUCUUCUGGCUUUUUCUAGUUAUCCUUUUCUUUUCUCUCUAUUUUUUUGAGAAAUGCUUCGGGGGUGAAUAAGUAGGGAAGCUAGGGUCAUUUGACAGAGACAAAGACCUAGCAUGUGCUAUGGACAUCAUUUUAGCGUGCGAGAAUUCAGCAGCACUGAGAGCGAGUUCUCCUGAUUUGUGGAAGAGAACUCCAAAGAAAGAAAAUGUUUUGUUUUUGCGGUUGUGCUUCGGCUCUUGUGCAAUUGUCUGCAUUACAAGGAUUUUCUUUUAUUUUUGAA